AAAGAGAGCAGGCGAAUCGAAUUCCCAAGAGCUCGAGCCAGAGAUAGGGUCACUAAUAAGGAAUUUCCUUUCUGGAAACAAAAUAGAGAGCUAAAUGGAUACAGAACAACGCACAUAAAUUAAUGUGCAGAGCUUUUGUUUCUUGACCUAUUUUGACGCAGUUUAUUCUUUCUGAAAGACUGCACUUGGAAAAUUAUAGAGGAAAACUGGGAUUAUCAGGGUGUCAGGAGUUUCAGCAAUGCGAGAGCAAACUAAAGCCAGAGGUUCUCCGCAGCAGGAACUGGGCUUGGACGGCGAGAAUCACUUUUUGGUUUUAUAACUUCUGUGCGCUCUCUCUCUCUCUCUCUCUCUCUCUCUCUCUCUCUCUCUCUCUCUCUCUCUCUCUCUCUCUCUCUCUCUCUCUCUCUCGCUCUGCCGCUUUCCCCAGGCUUUGGAGUGCGAAUAAGUUUAGAUCAACACAAGAUUGCGACUUAUGCGGAUAAACUAACUUCCAAACUUUGUGUUGACGUUUGCAGUUGACGGUUUUGUGAAUUUGGAGAUACAAAACGUAAAAUCUGAAUUUCUUGAGAUUGGAAAAGAAAGGAAUGCUGAGCAGAAGAGGCACAUGGAGAGAUGCUGUUUCUUCGACCAUGGAACUGAAGGGCACUGUAGUAGUUUUAGUACUUUUGCUUGUUUGCUUUUGUCCUAUUUUCAGCCAAGAGCUCAAUCCAAAGGGUAGGCAUGUUUGCAAAGUUCAAGGGUCACCCGGGUUUGUGUGUUGCAGUGGAUGGGUGCAACAAGGCGAAGAGUGUUUAACACCUCUCUGUGAAGGUAACUUCACUUGUAACGAGAACGAGGUUUGUGUCCGACCAAAUGAAUGCCGCUGUCGUCAUGGGUAUUUUGGGGCAAGCUGUGACACAAAGUGCCCCACUCAGUUCUGGGGUCCAGACUGCAAAGGCAUGUGCACAUGUCACCCUAACGGUAAAUGUGACGACGUGACCGGCAAAUGCACGUGCUACCCCAACCGCUGGGGUGAAAACUGUGAGAAGCCCUGCCAUUGCCAGAAAGGGAAGUGUGACCAGGAAUCGGGAAAAUGCACCUGCCACGCUGGUUACUGGGGGCCUCAGUGCAACAAUAAUUGCUACUGCAGCAUCAACUCGGUGUGUGAUCAGAGCACGGGACGAUGCAUCUGUAACCCGGGUUGGUUCGGGCGAAACUGCGGGGCUCAGUGCACCUGUAACAACUCACCCUGUGAGCAGUUUACAGGCCGAUGCCAGUGCAGGGAGAGGCUCUGGGGUCAACGGUGUGAGCGAUACUGCCAGUGUGUUCAUGGGAAGUGUAACCCAGUGGACGGAUCGUGUACCUGUAAACCCGGAUAUAGAGGGAAGUUGUGCCGGGAGCCAUGCCCAGCUGGAUUCUAUGGACAGAACUGCAGAAACAAGUGUGGUCACUGUAAAGGCCAGCAGCCCUGUAAGGUGACUGAAGGGCGUUGUGUAACCUGUGAGAGUGGCUGGAAUGGAACUAAAUGUGAUCAGAUGUGUGCACCUGGUUACUUUGGAGAGAACUGUAUGAAUCAGUGUCCACCCUGCAAAGAUGGUCACUACUGCAACCGUAUUGAUGGAAAGUGUUCCCACUGUAAUCCCGGCUGGAUUGGAGAUCGCUGUGAAGUGAGCUGCCCUAAUGGCACCUAUGGGGAAAACUGUGAAAAAGAUUGCAGCCAUUGUUUUAAUGGCGACUGCCACUUUGCCACGGGAGAGUGUCUGUGUGACCCUGGCUUUUACGGGACAUACUGCAACCUGACCUGUGAGUUCGGUCAGUUUGGAGUGAACUGUGCCCAAACCUGUCCGUGCCAUGACAAUAACUGCAAUCCAGUGUCAGGGGCCUGCAACCUAUAUCCUAAUCAGCGGAUGGGAGUUAUAGCUGCGGGAACAUUGGUAACAUUCCUGCUGGUUGUUCUACUCUCACUGCUGUGCUGCUGUUUCCUAUGUAAUCACAAAAACAACCGCAAUCCUGACCAGGAAAAUUCCACCAACAGCAAAAAGGCCAAAAUAAUCCUGUGUGGCGGAUUCAGCCGAAUCAGCACCAAACUCCCCAGAAUUCCACUGAGGAGACAGAAACUACCCAAAGUUGUUGUCACCCACCAUGAUCCUGAGCACACAGUUGAACCCCCCUCCAUGGUGGACCAUCCAUCUCCAUCUUGGUCAUCCCAGGAGUCUUUCUCUUCCUUUGAGACAAGCGAAGAUGGCCCUGUUUACUGCAUACCCCAUGAAGAGACUUUGACUGAGAGCUGUGAGAAACAAAAUUCUAGUGCUGCACAAGAAAUGUCAUCAAUACUGAAUGAAGAAGAUGCAGGAGAGUACACGUCCCUCAAAGACACAAGAGAAUCUACUGAGAAAAGUGUUAGCGAUGGGAGUGAUCAGCCGCUCCUUAAGUCUUCAGACAACGAAGGUUCCACUAGUGGUUCUGAGUCAACCAUGGGGGCUGUUUAUGCCCAUAUCGCCCGACUUUCCAAACAGUCCAAAGAGGAGGAGGACAAUGCCUCUACGCCAGAGGUCAAACGUAAUGGCAAGGCUCCAUCCCCAGAGAAGACAAAACCACGUCCUCCAGACCCCUCCACUAAACCGAAGGUGUCCUGGAUCCAUGGGACAUCUGGAACCAACCAAACAGAGCAAGGCCAGACUCCGACACCUCGAAAAGAGAAGAAGAAGAACUCUGAAAGUUCUGGAAAGGUUGAUGAGAAACAGCGAUCAAAGGAGAAGUCGAGCAAGAACUGUGAAAAACAUCAGGACAGUAAAAAGACAGAUAGAACUGAAUCACCAAGCAAAACCAUAACUCACAAAGCUUCUGAUACUAUCGAGCACCUCAAUGGAACUUUCCAAAAUGCCUGGAAGAAGAUUGGAAGCUUCCACUCAGACAAGAAAAUUAGUGACACCAACAAAGAUCCACCCAAGAGCCCGAAGUUCAUGCAUCCACACAUAAACUCUGAGGCUGCCACUCUACUUGCAGCUCAACUGAAGGAGAAGACCCAAAGCCUCAAUCGCAAUGAGAAUCUUACAGUAGGCGUCAAACCCAAUGGCAUGUCAACCCCUCAAGCCAGCAGAGAGAAACCCACCCCACCUCAAAAGACCAAACGUUCUGUAACUGGGACCAACAAACCUCUUAUUCCCUCCUCCAGCAAUCUUCAGAAGAUGGUGGGCCCUAUUUCAGACUCUACCCUUGAAUAUAAAAGUUCAGAGAAACUGGGGGUAAAUGGGGGCAAGGUGGAAGUUGAAGGGGAUGCCACGCCAAAGAAAACACCAAUCAAAAAACCACCAAGGAAAAAAGGAAAGGAGGGAAUAAUGGACAGUGAAGGCAAAAGCACUCCAAAGAUGGCCAUUAUGCCGCCUCAGACGGUCAAGUAGUAGGGUCCAUUUUUUAGAUCAAAAGACACAUCCUAUUUUUUGUAUUAUCUCUUGGGGAACACUAUAUUGGAAGGAUGGAUUUUUCAAAUGGAUGAGCUGCUUAAAGGAUUAAAUAUUUUGAAGGAUUUUGGUUUUCGAUAACUCUUUUGAAGUCCUGGAAUCGGAAGUAACACCAUGGUAUGACCAUAUUUGUAUGUACAGUAUUAAAAAUGAGUUAAAUGAAAUUAAUGUAAUAAGCUCAAACGCUUUCAGUUUUAUAUCCACUACAAAAAGUUAUUGUGUUCGAGCAUUGAACAAAGAGAGAUUUUGCUAUCAUAAUUUUUGUGAUAAUAUGAAGUUAUUUGUAGUUUUUUGUCUGAAAGGUUGAAUUUAGCACUGUAUUAAUAGGUGGAAAGAAUGAACUGAAGGUACUGAAAAGGUACAGAGAUGAUACCAGCAUUUCUCCUAUAUUUUAUAUGUUCUCUCAGGCCAUAUGGAUAUUCAAUAGCUUGCAAAUCAAGCUUGAAUCAAGGAAAUGUUUUGCUUUGCUACUUGGAUAAUAUUUUUUUCAUAUACAAAUUUUUGUCUAAACAGUGCUUUCUAGAAUGAAAAUAUUCACUCCUCAAUUAUUAAUAUCACAACAGGCUUGACAUUAACACCCACCCACCAAAUGCAGGUAGAAAUCUGCUGUGGUUGGUAAAUCUGUCACUCUUACUAGCCACUUUAUAGGGUGACGUUUUCAGGGUUUUUCCUGCAUUCAGAAGUCUGUGAAUAUCGGGCCGCCAAAGCAAAUUAAAUUAAAUACAUUUAUGCUCAAUGGUUUGUACUGUAAGCACUAAAUAUUCUAUUUAUCUUAAAUGAGACAUGAGUGGUGGUGGCGUAGUGGGCUAAAGCACUUAACUGUUAGGCGUAGUGGGCUAAAGCACUUAACUGUUAAGCAGAAGGUUGUUGGUUCGAUCCCCACAGCCACCACCAUUGUGUCCUUGAGCAAGACACUUAACUCCAGGUUGCUCCGGGGGGAUUGUCCCUGUAAUAAGGGCACUGUACGUCGCUUUGGAUAAAAGCGUCUGCCAAAUGCAUAAAUUCAAAAGCAUGUCUAUUGCGGUGCACGAUUGCAUGUAUGUGGCAUAAGCCAUUACAGACCCAUUCGCGCGAGUGAACCGCUCUGGGCUAUCUUAUCUAUGGAGUGCCUAUAUCGACUGGGCUUCCCUCAUUAACCAAGCUUUAUCAUUAUGCAUGCUCUAGAAAUAGGAUAGCGCAGAGCUGAUUACUGCUACAUUUAAUCUGGCUUUCCUUGAUAUAGCAGCGCAGAUCAUAAAUCUUAUGCAACCCAUUCGAAAUUUGUGUUGAAGUUCUUUGAAGGAAGUCAAACACCUCAAACUGCUAGACAGCCUUGACAUUAUAAACAGCUCUGGUAAGGAAAGGCGAAACAACACCGGCAUAACCAACAUAAAUAACAAGAAUUUCAAUUUGCACAUCUUCACCAUUACUAAAAUUGUUACUGUAUUUUACUGUAGUAACACUAACUGGUAUUAUGACAGGAAUGUUACUGAUUAUAUUUGGGUGAUUAUAUCUGUAUUACACUUGUGAAAGUUGUAGUUAACGUUUCUUUAUGUGCUUAUUCUUUAUAUGAGUUUAUUUUUUAGAAAGACCAUCUUCAUUGACCUAACAUUGCAAUGGUCAUGGCCUUAUUAUGACAAAUGCCACUGUUAAAAAUGGAAGAACAGUGGUAAACUUUUACAAGGGCAAGUUCUGUACAAUUUGAAUGAAUGGGUAUAAAGUCUGAACUUCCAUGUAUUAUGGACAAAUUAUUGACAAAGUUUCCUUUUGCUCUGACUGGUCAUGUUGGUAUUAAACAUGCAUGCAGUUAAAAAAAUUAACCCCAGAGGUGCUUAAACAACUAUGACUUUUAUUCCCUUUGAUUAAAGGGUAGAUUAUAGUUACCUUCAUCACUUUUUGUGGGGUGGGGGAUUUCGGCUUGUGAAAAUGACUUUGGAACACCACUAGCCACAGUGGCUGGUGAGUCAAAAAGUUAAUGUCAAGCCCUGAAUAACACUUGCCAAUGACUGGUAUUAACAAGAAGCAAUCAGGGUUUUGCUGAGCUGAGAUGUAAACUUAAGGCAAUAGAGCAAGGCAAAAUCUCAGUUAUUUUCUCCAUAGUGGAAUCGAUUUUUAUGUAUAACUUAUAAACCUUAAAGACAGACCUACCGUGAGCUCCGAGGUUGCUCAUCGAUUGCAUAUGCUUCUGGUGAAGCCAACAGUCUGCGUUAUUUUGUUUUUAUUAUUGUUGUGUUUUAAUAGCUUAAUUAUGGAUGAAUAACUACACUACCCAUGAUCCUGAGGGGUAUAUCCAUCAAUCAGAUUCUUUGCUAAAAGCAGCCACCGCUCACUUCCUUGACGCACUGCGAAAGACACAACAGAGUCCGUCUCCCUACACUUUCAAACUACUUAAAUAUUUGUAUAUUUAUAUAUACGUCUAAAUAUUUUGCAAUAUAAUACAAAUAUACUGUUUCUUUACUUAUAAUCAGCAACUUUAAAAUCAAUAGUUCUAUGUUUUUCUAAAGUUUUACAUUUUGUUUCGUCAUUCUGAAGACUCCAUGAGAUUGUAGUUCAUUCCCUCAUUAUAGAGGUUCGGUUUUUUCCCAAAUUUGACAUUUUUGCUUCAAAUCAAAGUUUGCAAUGUUGCGAUUCACCUCGGAGCUUGUUCGUUUUAGUCAUGGCUUAGAACUCUAUUAUGAAGAAUUUUAUGAAAUCUCUAUGAAAAAUGUUUUUAUGGAAUAAAAUAAAUAAAUCAUUCUGGAACCUAGACAGCAGAAAAAUAGGUGGGCACUGUUGCGCUCUGUAAGGAUUAGAGUUUUCUCUAUUUACCUCUGUUGACUCCCUUGGUUGUUGGUGUUCCUGCCAUAUACCUUUCCCAGUGCUAUCUUUUACAUAAAUACACUUCUACAUUUUAGUCCAAUCAUGAGUUGUUAUAGGGUUGUAAACACCUGUCAAUGUUAAAAUAUUUCAUUUGAAUCUGCAAAUGAUUCGUUUUGAUCAGCAGCCCUGAACAAGUAUGUUUGUCCAGCAACACUGUAAAACAAGCAGUAAUGCUUUUAAUUCAACCUGGUCUCAUAGUGAAAAAGUGACUCUAUAUACAAGAAAGUACUUGCUAAAUGUUAUUUAUAUUUUCAGUAUUUGCCAAUGUUUUCAUAGAUCAAUGUAUUAUUUGUUUUACCACAGAAACAAUCACAGUGCUUGAAAGAUGCCAGUAUAAAGCAGCCUCCAAUUUAGGUACCACUUAAUUGACCACGAUCUUAAGAUUCAGACUUGAAGAGUUGUAAAUUAAGAUCUUUUGAAUGGUUUGUGAUGGCUAUAUAGUUGCAGUAAGCUCAAUACAUCCAACGUUUUCUGUUAUGAAAAUUACGUUUUCUGUUCGAUUGUUUGUUUGUUUGUUUACUUUUUAGUUUUCUGUUGUUUUUAUCUUACCGUCUGCACCACCCCAUAGCACUUGCAAACACUUCGAUGACGAUAUCCCAAGAAAUGUUGUCAAAUAUUCUUUAUUAAAAAAAAACUCAAACUGGAAGGUUACGUUUUCAUAAAAAAUCUAGGAUUAAACGUUCAAUCUGGGCUUGUAAUAAUUUUUCAUUUGUGAGUUAGUUACGUUUUUUUAUUGUGGUGUACAGUAACUGUUAUUCCGUCAUAUGGUACCAUAUAUUUUUUCUACAUGCAAAAAUAUUUGUAAUAAUAUUGUUACCUACAUUUGUAAGCUGUGCUUAUAUAACGUAUAUCUUGCAUUUUUAAUUUGUUUGUGUUUGUCAAAUGAACUGGUUUUCAAAUUGUAUUACAUUUUAUUUCCUUUAUUAUGUGCAAACAUCAGGUACAUUCGAUUUUUAUGUUUAAAUAUCUUACUUUUUACUUUCAAUAGAGGUUUUUCUCUUGUCUCUGUGGAUGUUUUCGUUUAUUUUUUGUAAACGAUAAACUGUAUGAUGCAGAAGUCAGUGAGAGAUCAGCAAUAUCUAUGCAUUUAAUCAUGUGAUCUGUUUCACUUACCGUUUCCUUAUGUGGGAUCAUCGACAAAAAACAACAUUUCAUGUUUUUGCACGCAAUCCAGAAUAUUACCAACUUCAGUAAAUGAGUUUUAGAAGAGCUGGAAGAACAGACUUUGGCAUGAGCUUUGAGUGAAGCCCAGCCACCCAGAACAUUAUCAAUAACAGUCGCAUUAUGUUCAUUCAUUUUGUCCUGAUUUGUUAUUUUAUGUUUUUGAUGUAGGUGGUGGUGUAGUGGUCUAAACCACAUAACUGGUAAACUGGUAAUCGGAAGGUUGCUGGUUCGAUCCCCACAGCCACCACCAUUGUGUCCUUGAGCAAGGCACUUAACUCCAGGUUGCUCCGGGGGGAUUGUCCCUGUAAUAAGGGCUCUGUAAGUCGCUUUGGAUAAAAGCAUCUGCCAAAUGCAUAAAUGUAAAUGUAAAUGAUGUGUGGUUGUUCAGUUACCUUGUUUGAAAUAAAAGCAAACCUGUAGCUCAUGAAUUUUAAUGGUACAAAUAUCAAUUGGCUCUCACAGUCACAUUAUUUUCAUGAGAUCAGGCUCAA
Xyrauchen texanus (razorback sucker) is the source of this 7933-nucleotide messenger RNA. Its product is annotated as scavenger receptor class F member 2-like. Lineage: Eukaryota; Metazoa; Chordata; Actinopteri; Cypriniformes; Catostomidae. The record is from RefSeq and is a predicted model, not a curated record. Gene Ontology annotation, molecular function: scavenger receptor activity. The transcript is spliced from 11 exons. The coding region runs from base 585 to 3380 and encodes 931 amino acids.